Penaeus monodon (black tiger shrimp) is the source of this 792-nucleotide messenger RNA. RefSeq names its product vegetative cell wall protein gp1-like. Bases 1 to 792 code for a protein of 263 amino acids. Lineage: Eukaryota; Metazoa; Arthropoda; Malacostraca; Decapoda; Penaeidae. The record is from RefSeq and is a predicted model, not a curated record. The transcript has a single exon.
AUGGCCGCCCACGUUCCGCCGCGCCUCGCACAACGGAUUCCGCCGACGAUUUUCCGCAUAGCACUCUCUCGUCGUUCGGCCUCGCGUCUACGACUCACUUGGAAAUUUAUCACCCUCUUCGCGCCACGACUCCCGAUGAACCACCUCGCUCAACGACCUCCCCUUCAUCGCCCCCACGCCCUGGCCCCGUCACUCUCACGUCCUGGCCCCUUCAGCCUCACGCCCUGGCCCCUUCACCCUCACGCCCUGGCCCCAUCAUUCUCACGCCCUGGCCCCUUCACCCCCACGCCCUGGCCCCUUCACCCCACGCCCUGGCCCCAUCACCCUCACGCCCUGGCCCCUUCACCCUCACGCCCUGGCCCCUUCACCCUCACGCCCUGGCCCCAUCACCCUCACGCCCUGGCCCCAUCACCCUCACGCCCUGGCCCCAUCGCCCUCACGCCCUGGCCCCCUCACCCCCACGCCCUGGCCCCUUCACCCUCACGCCCUGGCCCCUUCACCCUCACGCCCUGGCCCCUUCACCCUCACGCCCUGGCCCCAUCACCCUCACGCCCUGGCCCCUUCACCUCACGCCCUGGCCCCAUCACCCCACGCCCUGGCCCCUUCACCCUCACGCCCUGGCCCCAUCGCCCUCACGCCCUGGCCCCAUCGCCCUCACGCCCUGGCCCCAUCGCCCUCACGCCCUGGCCCCUUCACCCUCACGCCCUGGCCCCUUCACCCCCACGCCCUGGCCCCAUCACCCUCGGCGGCGGGAGAAAGUCCCCCUCCGUCGAAGCCUUCAGCCCGUGUUAA